AUGAAAGUACCAAAGAUACCAAAGUUUUUACAAUCAGUGAGGUAUUGUUUAGCUGCUAUAAACGGCAUAUUUCUGGUAACUGGACUGCUUCUUCUGAUUACCGGUAUAGCUGUUCUGGUUAUUUUUAAUACCCAUAGUACCCUGAUAACAUAUAGAUUCUUUAGCGUGGCCAGUUUUAUUAUCGCGACUGGUGCAAUCAUCUUCUUGAUUAGUGGCCUUGGAUUUUAUGGAGCUAUGUCAGAAAAAUUCUACUUUAUUGCUGGGUAUGUUGCCCUUCUUCUGGUUAUACUAAUAUUCGAAAUCGUAAUAACAGUUUUGGGAUUUGGUCUUCAAAAUGAUGCGACCACAGAGAUUAGGUCUACGAUGGCAGAGAGUUUGCGGAUGUACGAGAGCAGGAGAGAGGUCGCUGUUGUCUGGGAUAAUCUUCAAAUGGGUUUCCAAUGCUGCGGGGUUGGAGGACGCUCCGAUUGGCUGAAUAGAAUACCAGUGAGCUGUUGUCACAUUGAAUACGGUACUGUGUCCCCCUUCGAAUGUACAUCGACAAAUGCUUAUACUACUGGGUGUGCAAGUGCCCUGGGGAACUGGUUAGGAUAUAAUGCGUAUGCUAUUGGCGUUGUUGGUGGCUUUGUUACAAGUUUACAGGUAUUAUUAACAGCAGGAGGAGCGUGGUUGGCAUACAGGUCAAGAUUCGAAGAAGUUGUAUUUGAAUCCUAAAUAUCUAUUAUACUUAGACAUUACUUAAAUUGAUAUUUAAGAUAUUUCAGCCGUGUGUAACCAAAACACUUUAUAACUAUUGUAGUUUAUUGUUUGCUUAUGUUGUAAUUAAAUAUUGAUAAUAGGUUUUGACUAACUUAAAUAACUUUAUUGUUAUUUAUUAAAUGACAUGCGAAAUUUAGUACUGGUAAUAACCAGAAAUUUUCAAAAACUUGGCAACCCUAAAUCACAGGUAUAUGACUGAUUUUGAUACUUUAAAAAUAGUGUCUUUUUUUCUUUUUAUUUAUGACUAUGGUAAUGUGACUAUGUAUCAUUUUAUGUAUCAUUUACUCUACAAUGAGAAAAUUGAACCCCAGCUGUUAAAAGAACAGCGAUAUUAUAUGCAAAUCGUACAGAAUAAUGUCAUUCACCGAAAUGGAGACUAAAUAAUGUUCAUUUGUUUAAUAUUGUAAACAAUAAAUUAUUUUAUGUAAA
This is a messenger RNA of Melitaea cinxia (Glanville fritillary), 1188 nucleotides long. Its product is annotated as leukocyte surface antigen CD53-like. NCBI's taxonomy places the organism in Eukaryota, Metazoa, Arthropoda, Insecta, Lepidoptera, Nymphalidae. The record is from RefSeq and is a predicted model, not a curated record. Gene Ontology annotation, cellular component: membrane. Bases 1 to 714 code for a protein of 237 amino acids. The transcript has 5 exons.